Beta vulgaris subsp. vulgaris (sugar beet) is the source of this 2682-nucleotide messenger RNA. RefSeq lists its product as uncharacterized. The record is from RefSeq and is a predicted model, not a curated record. The transcript is spliced from 6 exons. The coding region runs from base 1 to 2682 and encodes 893 amino acids. Lineage: Eukaryota; Viridiplantae; Streptophyta; Magnoliopsida; Caryophyllales; Amaranthaceae.
AUGGUAAAAGAUCACUUAUUAACUUAUGGAAUCAUCGAGGGUUAUACAUUUUGGUAUCACCAUGGGGAAAGAGUUGGGGAGGAUACCUUUGAAUCACAAUCUAGCGAAGAAGUAGGAGAUGAUGAGUUAUUAGAUGACGAUAACGAAAAUGAGAUGGAUACAAUACUUAGGGAUUUUUUUCCUAAUUGUAGUGGUUUUGCUGAAAAUGACUCCUUUAGUGAAUUACGGGCUGAAGAUCCGAAUGAUGAUGCUAAGAAAUUCUUUAGAUUUUUGAUGAUAUGCAAAAGCCAUUAUUUGAAGAUUGAUGCUUGUGUUAAUGAUUGUAUGUUAUUUUGGAAAGAUGAUGAACAAUUAGAAUAUUGCAAAAUUUGCAAUGCUUCUAGGUGGAAGCAAGGUAAGAAUAGUGGGGAAAUUAGAACGAAAGAAAAUGGUAAAAGAAUACCUGAAAAGGUCCUUCGAUAUUUUCCGCUUAAGCCAAGACUUCAACGUUUGUUCAUGUGCUCUAAGACAGCUCAUCAUAUGAGAUGGCAUCAUGAAAGGUUAGGGCUUAUAAGUGAUGGAUUUAAUCCCUUUUCUAAUGUUGCAAAACCGUAUAGUAUUUGGCCUGUGAUGCUAGUUCCAUACAAUUUGCCUCCUUCGAUGUGUAUGAAACCUUCUAGUAUGCUAUUGUCAAUGCUUAUACCUGGUCCAAAGGGUCCUGGCGAUGCUAUUGAUGUGUAUUUGCAGCCUUUGAUAGAAGAGCUUAAAGAGUUGUGGGAAGUUGGUGUUGAAACUUAUGAUGCUUCAAAAAAAGAAAAUUUUAAAAUGCAUGCGGCUUUGCUGUUAACUAUCAAUGAUUUUCCCGCUUAUGGAAUGUUAUCUGGAUGGAGUACCAAGGGGAAGAGAGCAUGUCCUUGUUGUCAUAAAGAAACUUCUUAUAUGUGGUUACCUAAUUGUUUUAAGCAUGUCUAUAUGCGUCAUCGACGUUUUCUUCCUAUUAAUCACCCAUGGCGAAGGAAGAAAGAUGUUUUUGGAAAGAAAGAAAAAGGAGAGGCACCUAAGCCAUUAUCAGGGGAGGAAGUUCUUGAACAAGUUAGAGAUCUUGAAGGUAUAUGUUUGUCCAAAGAUCCCAGUAAGAAGACGAAAGUGUCACAUAAGAUCAGAGGCGAUAAUUGGAAUAAGAAAAGACAAACUAAAGACACAGCUAAUUCUCGUUUUGAUAUGGAGGGAUUAGGUAUAAUGCCAAAGCUACAUCCUAUUUCAAAGGGUGACAAGAUUGAAUUACCCCCCGCACCAUACACACUAUCUAAGAGUCAAAAAGAGAUAUUGUGUCGUUUUUUAAAAGAGUUGAAAGUUCCCGAUGGCUAUUCUUCUAAUAUUUCUCGAUGUGUAAAUGUAAAAGACUGUAAGAUUUCAGGAUUGAAGAGUCAUGAUUGCCAUGUCCUGCUACAAAGCAUACUUCCUCUUGUGAUUCGCGGCCUUUUGGUGAAAGAUGUAUCCGAGCCUUUAGUUGAGCUAUGUCAGUUUUUCGGUGUGCUCUGUGCUAGGUCUGUGCAAGUUGAACAUCUAGAGAAAAUCAAAUCCCAAAUUCCUUUAACUCUUUCGAAGUUAGAAGCAUGGUUGCCUCCUUCUUGUUUUGAUGUCAUGCUUCAUUUAAGUGUCCACCUAGCUGAUGAGUUAAUUCUUGGCGGUCCUGUCCAUUUUCGUUGGAUGUAUCCUGGGGAACGAUAUCUCCAUAAACUCAAGUUAUAUGUGCGUAAUAAAGCACGUCCGGAGGGCUCAAUAGCGGAGGGUUAUAUUGUUGACGAGUGUAUGACUCUAUGCUCAAGGUACUUAGAUGACGUUGAAACAAAAUUUAAUCGUCAUGAGCGUAACUGUGAUGGUGAUGAUGAUACUGCGAGGAAACUAUCUAUAUUUUCUCACCCUGGAAGGCCCUUAGGGGGCGGAAAAACCAACAAUUUGGACGUGUAUGAAAGAGAGCAGGCUCACAUCUAUGCUUUAAAGAAUUGCAUUGAAGUUGACCCAUUCUAUAAAGAAUAUGCUGAAAUGAUAGCACAUGAAGGAGUUGAACUUUCCCAACAUCAACGAGAUGUGAACUUUGCGAGUUGGUUUAGAAAAAAAGUUUCAUACAUUACACGUGAUAGAAACUUGAGAACACAAAAUAGUGGAGUAGUGGUGUUGGGUGAUACUGGUGAGGAAAAAGAGGCCUUAGACUUUUAUGGGGCAUUGACAGAAGUAAUCAGAGUAGAGUAUUUGGGGGGUAAUUAUGUUGUAUUUUUUCGGUGUGAUUGGUAUGAUGUGCUUGAUUCUAAGAAAGGAAUUAAUGUGGACAAAUUUGGGUAUGUUAGUGUUGAUACACAACGGAACCUCAAAACAGAUGAACCUUUUGUGCUAGCUAGCCAAGUGUCACAAGUGUUCUAUGCAACAGAUAUUGUAAAAAAAGGUAACUGGCGUGUUGCAGUUAAGACAAAACCUCGAGUUACAUAUGAGUUGGCAGUGGAGAAAGACAAUGAUUCUCAAAGCAUGGAAAUCUUAGAUGAUGCCGAGGAUGCAUAUCAAGAACGUGAAUCUUUUGGCUUUGUUGCAUCUGUAUCGGCAUACACGCAUAACGAGAUGAAUGAUGAACACAGGGUUGACAUGGAACCUGAUAUUGUUGAGAACGUUGAUGCUGUGGUAGUAAAGAAACGAAAGAGAAAAACUUAG